AUGACUGCUCAGCUUUUCGAAAAGCACUCGCGCCAGCUAGACUGGCGUUUUGCCACCCAGCAAAGGAACGUACUUGUCGUGCUGAACAACGCGUCGGCACAUGUCAAUUUAGAUGACAUGGCAAGCAUCAAGCUGCUGUUCUUGCCGCCCAACACGACAGUGCUUGCCCAGCCCCUCAAUGAGGGCAUCAUCCACUCUGUGAAGCAGAUAUACUGGAAGAAUCUAUUGCAUAGAAUGGUGCUUGCCAUGGAUAGCAACAAGACCUACUCAAUAGACCUUCUGGGUGCCAUAGACCUGCUUAUACACUCCUGGAUGCAGGUCCUGCCUGCAACUAUGCAGAACUGCUUCACGCAAGCAAAAUUCGUUGUGCAUGAAGGUGGCAGCGACAAGGUUGAUGAAGACACUGAACACUGCGUGAGCCUUCUUGCGGAGAUACUUGAGCAGCAAGGUGAUGCUGCGGAGCAAGUGAAUGUUGAGACUUUCCGAGACGUCGAUGACGAAGUUGUUACAUUACCGGAGUUCUCGGAUGGCAACAUUGUUGCUGACAUCGCACCUCGACCAGCUUCAAGCAAAAGUGAUGAUGAUGAUGGCGAUGUGGAAGUGGACAACUGCCCCUCAUUAUCUGACGUGGUGCAUGCUUUGAGCAUCAUGUGA
This is a messenger RNA of Dermacentor andersoni, 654 nucleotides long. The record is from RefSeq and is a predicted model, not a curated record. NCBI's taxonomy places the organism in Eukaryota, Metazoa, Arthropoda, Arachnida, Ixodida, Ixodidae.